Messenger RNA from Penicillium soppii, 609 nucleotides. RefSeq lists its product as uncharacterized. NCBI's taxonomy places the organism in Eukaryota, Fungi, Ascomycota, Eurotiomycetes, Eurotiales, Aspergillaceae. The coding region runs from base 1 to 609 and encodes 202 amino acids. The transcript has 2 exons. The record is from RefSeq and is a predicted model, not a curated record.
AUGGCGACUCAAUCUUCUGUUCAUCCCGACAAUCAAGCCGGCGGUUUGACUUACGAGCCGUUCGAAUCCAGUUACGUACGCAUGAUCUUAGAAGCGGACGCGAUUGCCUGGCAAGACAACGUUCUUGCUAGUACAGCCCACUGGAUACUUCUUGCUGGCUAUCUGGUGAUUCCUGGAACGUUCACCUCUCUCCAAAAGUCCGACAAAAUCCAUGAUGGCCUCGCGGAAAAUGAAGCCGGGGAGUGGAUUUUGAAUACUAUCCAGAAUCCUCCCCUUCUCGCAACGGCAUGUGUACUGUUUGUCUCGGGUUUGGCGAUCAUGGGCUGGCUGUUCUGGGAAUUUCGCGGGAAUUAUAUUUGGCUUAUUAAUCGUAUUUUUAUUCCUACGCUUCUUAAUGCAUUGGCCGGUUUUCUUACCACGAUUAUUAGCUUAUAUACUGCUCAUGAUGGCGAUUGGUCCAUCAUGGUACUUUUGACUGUGAUUACAUCUGGCCUGUCCGUUGCCUGCUCUCUUAUUCUGCUAUACAUUUAUAAAUUUGGCAAACUAGAGAGACUGAAACGGGAACACAAUCAGAUGUCUCGCAACUACCAACAUCCUGUCCAUGUCUAA